This is a messenger RNA of Eriocheir sinensis (Chinese mitten crab), 7735 nucleotides long. RefSeq names its product calcium/calmodulin-dependent protein kinase kinase 1-like. The record is from RefSeq and is a predicted model, not a curated record. Lineage: Eukaryota; Metazoa; Arthropoda; Malacostraca; Decapoda; Varunidae. Gene Ontology annotation, biological process: activation of protein kinase activity; protein phosphorylation; CAMKK-AMPK signaling cascade. The transcript is spliced from 12 exons. The coding region runs from base 494 to 2863 and encodes 789 amino acids. Gene Ontology annotation, molecular function: protein kinase activity; ATP binding.
CGAAUCCGAGAACUGGCAGUCGCUCGUUGGACUUGGUUAGAGGUGGGCGCUUUGCUCUUUCUCUCUCUCUGUCAAGCUGUCGCCCCGCCUCUCGCUCCGCCGCCCCCACGUUGCUGCCUUAGUGCUGACGACCGCUUGGGAGGGGCGCGCGUGCCUCGUUGACUAUCCCCAAGGGGCGGGAUGGCGUUCCUCAGGGCGCCGUCACGGGUCCCCCCUUCAGGAGUGCACGUUUCCCUAGUGCCAGAGUUUCUACCGUAGCCAUGGGGGGAGACAGUACUCGUAGCGGUGUGAGGGCGUGUUUAUAGUGGUGCUCAGUGCUCGGAGGGACCCCUAGUGCUGUGCGAGUGGUGAUAGUGUGCGUGUGAGUGAGGGAGAGUGGCUAGUGAAGGAGGAAAGGGAGAGUGAAGGGAGAGUUGCGGGUUGGUCACUCACGCCAGUACCUCCGUCAGCUGGUUCCGUUGUGAUCACUUGCUUCGUCAGCGCCUCCGCCACGAUGCCUCAAGGCGAGAAUGAGUGGGAGGACUCGCGUGGCCGCCCCAGGGCCCCCAAGAUUGGCAACAUCCCCAAACACACGGCCAUCGAGGAGGAGGGCGACGAUGGUGAGCGCGGCGUGCUGGGCGGGGCGGUUGGCAAGCGGCACCACCAGCACCCCGCCGCCUCCUUCCGCGACGAGCUGGCCAGCCACGACCCCGGCUACUUCAGGAAGGACUCGCGGCCCCCUGAGGAGCGCGGCGGCGGGGAUGCGGCGACCUUGGGGGUGCGACCCACGCCCAUCACCCCCGGCAGCCCCAGCACCGCCGGCAGCCUAGACACCGGCAGCACCGCCAGCACGGCCAGGACGCCGGACACGCCCAGCCCCGGCGGCUCCAGGCCCUCUGUCAACGGCCACUCCGGCAGCAGCGACAAGAGCUGGAGCGACACCGAGGCCAAGGCGGCCGACCAGAGCCGCGAUGAUAACCUGGCAGACUCCGCGGCGCGCCUCGCCAUCUCCCCCGCCAGUCAGGGAGGCCCUGCCGCGGCGGGCGGCGGCGAGGCGGCGACCGAGAACACGCCCAGGAUGGCGGAGGGCGGCGAGGCGCAGCAAGGGAAGGCACCGAGCUCUGCCCCUGCGGCUGCCCCUACUCCCGCCCCUGCCGCGGCCCCUGCCAGCGGGCAGCCGUCAGCGGUCGAGGCUCAAGUCCAUGACUCCUUAGGUGACUUCCCCACCACCAUCCCCAUCCCCACGCCCACCAGCAGCGGCUGGAGCAUCACGGAGCACAAGCCGAGCCGCAGCGUGUGCGAGGAGCUCCGCAUGUUGUCGCGCGUCAACUCCAUGGUGGAGCGCGGCUCGCUGGCCAACAUUCGCGCCGCCUCGGUGGACGAGAACGGUCCCGGCGCGCCCGCACGCAGCACGGCGGGGCAGGGCGUGGGCGCGCGGCGCGGCACACACAUCGCGCGGCUCAUACAGUCCAAGAGUGUCAACAUGGGCGAGCGGCCCAUCUACCCCAACGUGCCCUUCUCGCCCUACGGCUCGCCCUGCUCCUCCCCGAGGCUGCGGCGGCGGCCCCUCAAGGAGUCGCGCUGCGUCAGCAUCGAGAAGAACGGCGAGUACGAGCAGCUCAACCAGUACAAGCUGAAGGAGGCCAUCGGCCAGGGCUCGUACGGCAUCGUGAAGCUUGCCUACAACACCGAGGAGGACGUGCACUAUGCCAUGAAAAUCCUAUCAAAGAAGAAGCUGAUGAAGAAACACGGUUGCUUCGGCCGCUCUUGGACCAUCGGAGCAGAGACGGAGGCCUCACAGCACUUCCGCUCCCUCAGCCCACGACACCGCAUGGACAGUUAUUCUCCUCCCACCACCCGAGUGAAGGGCCGUCUGCCGCCCCCGAGAGCCUCCGGGGGGCGGCCCAUGGAGAACCCACUGGACCGAGUGCACCGGGAGAUCGCCAUCCUGAAGAAGCUGAACCACCCCAACGUUGUCAAGCUGGUGGAGGUGUUGAACGACCCCGCCGAGGACAACUUCUACAUGGUGUUUGAGCUCCUGGAGAAGGGCGAGGUGAUGGAGAUCCCCACCGAGGAGCCGCUGAGUGAGGACCAGGCGUGGGGGUACUUCCGGGAUGUGGUCCUCGGCAUUGAGUAUUUACACUACCAGAAAAUCAUCCACCGAGACAUCAAGCCCUCCAACCUGCUGCUGGGGGACAACGGCCACAUCCAGAUCGCAGACUUCGGCGUGUGCAACGAGUUCGACGGCAAGGACGCCUUCCUCACCAACACCGCCGGCACGCCCGCCUUCAUGGCCCCCGAGGCACUCUCCACCUCCAGGCACAAGUACUCCGGCAAGGCGGCAGAUAUCUGGGCGAUGGGCAUUACUCUUUAUGCCUUCGUGUACGGCAAGCUCCCCUUCCACGACGAUAACAUUGUUGUGCUCUACGACAAGAUCCGGACGGCGCCGCUCUCCUUCCCUCCUAUCCCGUUUGUCUCGGACGACCUCAAGGAUCUGCUCUCUCUGAUGCUGGAGAAGAAUCCCGCUCUUAGAAUAACUCUACCUGACAUCAAGGAACACCCAUGGGUCGAUGCGGGGGGCCAGUACCCUCUGCCAACCGAGGAAGAAAACUGCGUCUUGAUCGAGGUGACGGAGGAGGAGGUGCAGAGCUGCGUGCGCUCCAUCCCCAAGCUGGAGACACUGAUCCUCAUCAAGUGUAUGCUCAAGAAACACAGCUUCCAGAACCCCUUCAAGAUGAACAUAUUGUACAAAGAACAGUUCGCACGCACAGGACGGUCUCACUCGGCGCCGGGUUCGUAUGAGUUCUACUUGGAAAGGAAGAGGUCGCUCGAUACCUCCCUCCCAGCAGUAGACGAGAUUGAAGUGAUCGGAGAAGACAGAUGAUAAGGGCAAGGAGGCAGCGAGUGGGACCCCGACUUUCCAUGCAAUAAGGACACGUAUAGGUAACACUGGAGGAGGGUGUGACUGUGGAAAGUUACACAUGGUGGCUCGUAGAAGGUCAACGGCUGCUGUUUGCAAAGGCGAGGGGGAUUUUUGUACAGUGAACGGUUUGCAGAAAAGUUAACAUGUAAAACAGUACAAAAGGAAGCUGGCAGUGUUUGUUAGUCUAUGUAGAUGUGAAUGCGUAGUCCAUCUCUCUGGAUCAAUAAGAGUGAAAUGCAGGGAAGAAAAAGUUAUUUAUAAAAGAGAAAAGAAGCUGUUUUAUAUCUGAAGACGUCAAAUUUUGGAGAUGCACUUUUUUUUCUAGUUUUUCGUUUUGUAUUUUUAUUUUUUACUCAUUUUUAUCGUGUGUGAAGGGCUCUCUUUACUAAAAUAACAAGUUGAUUGACCGCAGAAUUUAUUAUAUAUCAACGCUCCAUUCCUUAUAAGUAUCUGAAGAAUGUAAAUUGUCCCCUAAGACAUUUUCAUUUAACUUCAUUUCACAUCAUUAUUACUUGUACGUAUUCUAGUAAGUAUUGCAGGAGGUAAAUUGAUGUCUUUUUGUAAUGCGACCAGCAAGUAAUAGGAGCUCGGAGCAUAUUUAAGAGGAUUGAUAAGGAAAAAAGAAACAUAUGCAUUCUCUUUUGAUGCCAGCGAUGACGGACGCCGCAAACACACAUCCGUUGUCACAAGUGGUGGUGCUAAGGAGAGCGAGCGCGGGAGUAGCGGGGUCCUUGAUAUUGUCGCCCGAACCCACGAAAACACCGACACUUUCCUGUAUUCUGUGAGACAAUCAGACGCACUUUUCCGUAAAUAUUCAAACCAAUUACGUGACCAUUUAACAUUUGACGCGGAGAGAACAUAAAUUAAACCAUACAUCAUUUUUCUGUAACUUAGCAGGCUCUGAAAUCUUGUUCCUGGAUAUAAUUUAAAGAGAUAAAGUUUCAUAUUAAAAGGGUAGGGUAUAAAAAGGUAAGGGAUUAACAAAUAAGGGAGUUCACCCAAAAAAGCUAACCAAAGAAAACAUAUACACAAGGGUUGACUAUAUCAGCGAUGCCCAAGUUCGUAAUACAGAGGUUGUAGAACGUAUUAGUAGGUGAGAGUCAUCCUAGAGACAUUGUCCCCACAGAGUAGCACAGACAUGAGACUUUACUAGUGCUCUGUGAGAUGGCUGUGAGCUGAGCGUGUUGAGACGUGUUUGUACGGCUGCUCACCGAGUGGCUUGAUUGUUGUCCUUUAGAGAGGAUUCAUGACGACGCAUAAUUUUUUUCCGGUUGACGAGCGCAUUUAUAAUACUAAUAAUCCUCGUGCUAGUUUUCUGGACAUCCGUAAUGGUGAUAUUUAAUUCUACGUAUUCGUUAGCUUACGGUGUAUUAAACGAUGUGAGUUUUGAGACGGUCAGUACAGUCUCACCAUUGUUCUGUGAUUUUCUAUUAAGCCAACGUAGGUGAGAGUUACAAGAGGUGCAGACUGACAUGACCCGGCCCAAGGCGCAGACUCUCAACAGCCGACUAGAUUCACGAAGACGGUUAUAAUUACGCCAUGAAUUCAUAGCCCAAUAAAUCAAGCAAGGAGACAAGGUGCGCUUUAACAUUUUCUGACACAUUAACAUUUUCGUGAGCAUAUCAUGACUUACUAAACGGAUACUAAAGAGAGUGUUUUCAUUGUUCAUCCUCCUUAUCAGUGUGGGGGGGAGUCACGGGGUCUGCACUGCGGGUAAUUGGUCAUGUCCUGGGAGGGUUCAGUCCCAGCGCGCAUCAAACUCUUUCUUACCUAUGAACUAAGUUAAGUUUCUAUGCAACAUAAGUCCUUCAGAACUGUCCCGCAUCACCUCCCUCUAGAACGGAUGUAUUAAUAGCCAUCGCUCCUCCUGUACAUUUUUUAUCCAUGUCUGUGUGUAAAUCAGUAGCAUAUAUUUAGCUGACUUAUCAUUUAGCACUUUGUACAUUACUGAACAAUUAGCCGACAGCAUAAUUGUUUGUUUCAUACGUGUUCAAAAUUUUGUCAGUGCUAACUUUUGUACCCAGUAAGGUUAUAUGCAAUCAUAAGUAUAAGUUUUAGCCACAAAGUAAGCUUUAAAGUAAACUAGAUACCAGUAGGGUAGAAUAAACUUACCUUAAACAAAGAGACAUAAUUUUUCUUUUUGGUUUAUGAAAAAAAGCAUAGUAUAAGAAAGUAUCUUCCAUCUGACUGAUCAGAUACUGUGUCAUACUGGAUUAUAUGAUUUUUAUGAUUUUUACUUGGCUUUUUGUUGUAAACACUUCUCAUGCAUCACAUGGUAUGCAACAUCGUGGAAAACUGGUCCAAACCCUGUCCAUGAAUUAUACCGCAUCUUCAUUAUUGUAAAACCAUUAUUUUAUAUACUACAAAAUAUAUAUUAUACAUAUACAAUACUUCCAUAUAAAUCGUCUCCAAUUCAGAUUCAUUGUUGGCAACUUGAGUCACUUGUGAUUGACCUAGCACGGCCAGGCGCUGCCCUGACCAGCUCAGGGCUGGGAGGGUUUGGCCCGGCCUCAGGUCACAAGCAGGUAGGUGGAGGCAGAGGGGAAGGUUGUGACUCUGAGGGGUCUUGCCACGCCCUGUGCUGCUUGAUCCACCAAACAUUUGGCUGCUUUGGCCGGCUCCAUAUAUUUGAAUGUUACAUUUACGGUGAUUUUAUAGCACAAAGAGGGUGCGAGCACUUCAUGAUUGAGAACCAUUGUGAAUACAAGAUUCAAAGUCAAGGAAUAUGUCAUGAUGAUCCAGAAUAUCACUCAUUCAGAGGUUUGCACUUCUUGUGUGGUGCAAAGUUUGAGAUCUCAGGACACCCGCUGCACACCCUUGAAGUGCUUGCAUUGCUGUAUAUAAGUGAGGCGCUAUCUAUAAGAGUUACACUAAAUGGAAAUCCUUCUGACCUACACACCUGGAACAGUCUACCUUUGUCAGCCACCUGGGGAGGGUUCCACACAGCAAUACUGACGACAGGGAAAUGGCUCUUUGUAGGUUGUUGCUUCGCCCAACAACAUAACGUGACCACGGUAAUUGUUUGCAGAUGUUACACUUUUAUUUUCAAUACAGCAUUGUUCACUGUAUGUCCUGUUGACCUCUGCAGGCAUAUUUUUCUAUGCAAGUUAUGUAACAUUGUAAGCAGCAUAAUAUUGCUUAGGAACAAAGGAUACGCUGGGAAUGGUUUUGUUUGGGGGUCAAAAAUUCAAAGAAGGUUUAGUACUGUUGUUAACCCGGUAGCAGCGGGGAUCAUGUUUCUUAAUGGUCCCUCUAAGCAAGAAAAAUGAGAAAAAAUCAUCACUCACACAAACCAUUUCAUAAUAUAUAUCAAAGCAUUUGUGACCAGUUUAUGUAUCAUUUAUUUUGGGGGGGUUUAUAUCAUGGCACAAAUUUGGCCCAUCGCUGCUACAUGGUAAAGCCACAAAUUUGGCCCGUCGCUGCUACCGGGUUAAGGUCAGGAUUGGAAAGUUACCUUGUCGAGUCGUUCACGGCAAUAGUGUGGCCCAGAAUAUAAGUUUCCACAGGUUGUUUGAGUCUUAGGUGAUUACUGCAUAUGCUCUCUCAGUGGUUUGCUAAAGCUUCCUGCUAGCACAUCUUUUUUUAAUGUACUAAUUACUAUGCUUCUUCAGGCUCCUUUUGCAUCCAUGAAUGUACAAUAGGUUAGUCUCCACCGCAAAGUGUACUCCAGGGUUUCAGGCUUUUACUUUGCAUUAGUUGUACAGGUUCCUCCUUCUCUGCCCGCACCAGGUCCCCACCAAAAAACAGGGCAGUAUUGGUGGUAGUGUGUGGGGGGAGGAAGGAUGCUAUACCUCCCCGACACUCACAAACAUGAAUAGGACUAGUGGAUUAAUAGGGUGAGUGAGUAUUGGAGCAAGGGAGUUGGAAGUAGCAGGAUUGAGUGUGCUGAGAGGGGGUGCCAGAACAGGGAGAGAUGGAAACACUUCUGCCGUGGCCACCCCCUGGAGGGAAGUUCACGCGAGGCAGCAGGUCGUCGGAGAUAUAGAUAGAUAGAUAGAACAUGAAUAGGAAAAGUAAAAGUGAAAUUGACCUCUCUUUUGGCUACUCUUUACUUUUUACUUUUGUGGGAGCGGCGAGUAGCGGGCUUUUUAUUUUUUUGGUACUCUUUGUUGCCCUUGAGCCGCAGCCUUUGAGGUAAAAAAAAGGAGAGAGGGACGAAAACAAUGAGUUGACAGGUGGGUGUUGACAUUUGCUUUUAACUUAUCAAUGCCAAUAAGGGGAACGAUCUUACCUGGAAGCAUGUGAGUCACCUCAUAUUAAUUUUUGCAAGUCAUAAGCAAUAUCAUUUUCCUGUGAGUCAGACUGAGGAGUGGACACAACUAAUGCAAAAUAAAGUUCCUGGAAUCCAUUUUUUAGUUUUAAGUUUUUAUCUCCAUAUUUUGUUUAUAGGAAAAUUUAUAAAGCAAUGGGCAGCUAUAUGAAGACUGGCAACAACAUAUGUAUAGUUGUUUUACAUAUUACUCCUCUUUUUUAACUUCAAGACACAAACACGAAGGUUAUGUGGAGCAGCAUAUGGUAAGCACCCAGUCAGAUUCUUAUUCCUUGACCUCCAGUGUUCCGAGUACUUGUAUCAAUUUCCUUUAAGAUCAAUUUUGUUCCAUGUGUUCUGCCUCAUGUAAGCCCCAAACCCCCUAGUCAUAGCAGUCUCUUCCUCUCUCUUAAAUUUUCAACCUCUCAAUAAUCUCAACAGUCUCUCAUUUCUCUCUUCAUCAACUUCUAAUCAACCUCAGCAGUCUCUUUAUGUUGUCUCUUCAUCAACUUCUAAUCAACUUCAGCAGCCUCUUAUUUUCUCUCUUCAUCAACUUCUCAUCAACCUCUGCAGUCUCUCAUUUU